AUGUUCGCAGUUCCAGGCUGGUCAGUGUCCUCCGAGGCGCUCAAGCCCGAAAAGCCGGCGGCCGCAGCCGGUGGCGCCUCUGGGGCCAAGUCCAGGAAGCGGAAGAGGACGACCAAGGAGGAGCCGGUGACGGCCGCCAACGUCGCUGAUCUGUGGGAGACGGUCGUCGAGGGGAAGAAGCCCAGCAAUGACAAAGCUGUUCAGGAGUCAAAAAGGCAGAAGAAAGGAUCCGACGACAAGGCCAAGGGUGACGGCGAGAAGACGGGCGACGGCGACUCCAACAAGCAACCGAAAAACGAGGGCGACAGUGAAAUCGCAGCAGCCGACUCAUCCAAGACCAAGACCAAGUCAAAGGCCAAGUCCAAGUCCACAUCAGACGCAGUGACCAAAUCCGAGCUUGCAACGGUUCUGCCCCCGGCACCGCCCAAGCUGACGCCUCUACAAGCCUCGAUGAGGGAGAAGCUGAUUUCGGCGCGAUUCCGACACCUCAACGAGACCCUCUACACGCGGCCCUCUGAGGAGGCCUUCAAGCUGUUCCAAGAAUCGCCCGAGAUGUUUGACGAGUAUCACGAGGGCUUCCGGCGCCAGGUCAAGGUGUGGCCUGAAAACCCCGUCGACAGCUUCCUGCGCGACAUCCGCACACGAGCCAAGAUCAGGACGCCCGGCAAGGGUAGGCCCAAUGCGCCGCAGCUUCAGCUCAGCGCCACCUGUCUGCCCAGGACGGCCGGCACAUGCACCAUUGCCGACCUGGGGUGCGGCGACGCCCGGCUGGCCGAGUCGCUGCAGGCGGACAAGGCCAAGCUCCAUCUCGACGUCCGGAGCUUCGACCUCCAGAGCCCCAGCCCGCUCGUGACCAAGGCCGACAUUGCCAACAUCCCGAUGGAGGACGGCUCCGUCAACGUGGCCAUCUUCUGCCUCGCCCUCAUGGGCACCAACUGGCUCGACUUCGUCGACGAGGCCUACCGCCUGCUGCACUGGAAGGGCGAGCUCUGGGUCGCCGAGAUCAAGAGCCGCUUCGGCCCCGUCCGCAACAAGCACGCGCCCGUGGCGCACAGCGUCGGCAACCGGCGCAAGCCCUCCAAGAAGGAGCUCCAGGCCAAGGAGGCCGAGGCUGCCGGCCGCUUCGACAAGGAUCUCGCCGUCGAGGUGGACGGCCAGGACGACCAGCGCCGCGAGACGGACGUGUCGGCCUUUGUCGAGGCGCUGCGCAAGCGCGGCUUCGUCCUGCACGGCGACCGCCAAGAGGCCGUCGAUCUGUCAAACAGGAUGUUUGUCAAGAUGCGCUUCAUCAAGGGCGCCGCGCCCACAAAGGGCAAGAAUGUCCGGCCGGAUGAUGCCGGCCCCAAGAAGAAGAAGAUGUUUGGUCGCGCGCAAGACGAAGAUGCGGAUGAGCUGGACGACGCAACCGAGGGUGCCAUUCUCAAGCCCUGUGUUUACAAGAUUCGAUGA
Molecule: messenger RNA, 1449 nt
Organism: Trichoderma reesei QM6a
Lineage: Eukaryota; Fungi; Ascomycota; Sordariomycetes; Hypocreales; Hypocreaceae
Exons: 2
Coding region: 1-1449 (482 amino acids)
Biological process (GO): ribosomal large subunit biogenesis; rRNA methylation
Cellular component (GO): nucleolus
Molecular function (GO): rRNA (adenine) methyltransferase activity
Source: RefSeq, a predicted model, not a curated record